AUGGCGUUCAUCAACCCUUCCUCCUGCCAUCUUUUCCUCUUCUUUCUCUUCUACUCCUUGAUCAACCAGCGUGCCCUCACCCAGGACCCAUCUUCUACCCCGGUAACGGUAACCAAAGGCAACCCGGCCAUCGUCUCCACCACGGUCGCCAACCAGACAACUGCUAGCUACAUCGAGACGACUCAAAACACCCCUAUAGAGACGGGGCUGUCCACUCCCAUCAGCGGGGGCGAUGCGGAUGAUGAGGACACACCUCCCGUUGGUGGGACGCGUUGCCAGGGCUACUACGAUGUGAUGGGCCAAUGGGACCCGCCGUUCAACUGCAACGCAGGCAUCUUUCUGUACUGCUGUGGCACCUGCUUCUACCGCUUCUGCUGUCAGUUCCGCCAGCAGCGGCUGGACCAGAACAUCUGCUCCAACUACGACACGCCCAUCUGGGCCAACACCGGCAAACCCGUGGCCACCAUCACCGAAGGCGAGGAGGACCAGGACCGGGACCGCACACACCUCAUAGUCUACAUCAUCUGCGGUGUAGUGGCCAUCAUGGUGCUGGUGGGCAUCUUUACCAAACUGGGCCUGGAGAAGAGUCGCGGAAGUGGAGGUGGUGGAAGCGGAGGAGGAGCAGGCGGAGGAGCUGGGGCCGGGCAUGGUGACAUCAACACCAGGACGCUGACAGACCUGCUGAAGCAGCAGGGGGGCGAGGUGAGCUCAGUGGAAAACGCCACGGCAAGUUCACCCAGCGGAGGGAGAGCCAACGGUAUCUCAGCCAGGAUGCUGCGCAGCAGGAGUGAACAGUACCAUCUGAAUAACUCAGCUUACGGUCCAUUUGGACCAGGUCUUCCACAUCCACACAGCAACCACAGCACGGUGGGACUCAACAAAUAUACCUCCCUCAAAGCUGUGGCCGACAGCGCAUCUCGUAGCUACUACAAGAGCUUCCCACUCAUGGACUUUUCCCAAUACCAGCCUGCGGGGCCUCCUGCCUUCCAGGCAGUGCAACCCAAAGAGAAGUCAUACAUCCACCAACCCCUGCCACUGCACCACGACCUACAUGCCCCCCUCUCCAUCUCCAUCCCCUCUAGCCAUCUGGAGCACACACGCCUCCCCAAGACCACCACGCACCCGCUGCUCAGCAGCUCAGCCUUUAAAGCCUGGGAGCCAACUGGCCGCCAUGUCCAAAGGCAGGCCUCCGCCCCAGGGCACACCUCCUCCUCCAUGCACACCUCUUCCUCCAUGCACACCUCCAACCGGAGACACGGCUAUUCAACCCGUAGGCAACAGAGCAUAGAGAACAUGCCAGAUCUCUUUAGCCAGCCCUAUGGAGCAAUGUACGUAGGAGCUGGAGGCGGAACAGGGCACGGCCAGCAUGUCCAGGGGCAACACCCAUCCCAACCCACCUACUACCACCACACAAGACAAAAGAGCUACUCCACCCACAGUACGAAUGAAGUGACCGUCUGA
Molecule: messenger RNA, 1461 nt
Organism: Scomber japonicus (chub mackerel)
Lineage: Eukaryota; Metazoa; Chordata; Actinopteri; Scombriformes; Scombridae
Gene: shisa8b
Product: shisa family member 8b
Exons: 4
Coding region: 1-1461 (486 amino acids)
Biological process (GO): regulation of short-term neuronal synaptic plasticity; regulation of AMPA receptor activity
Cellular component (GO): postsynaptic membrane; postsynaptic density; dendritic spine membrane
Source: RefSeq, a predicted model, not a curated record